This is a messenger RNA of Paramecium pentaurelia, 2496 nucleotides long. Lineage: Eukaryota; Ciliophora; Oligohymenophorea; Peniculida; Parameciidae. The record is from the annotation of a GenBank genome assembly.
AUGAAACGUCGUCCUCAAAGUGCUAUUAUAGCUAAAAUUGUUAAAGAUAGAUAGGAAUCAGGCAUUAAUAAGUAAAUAUACAAAUCUAACAGAGUUCAUAAUUGAUCUAUAUAAAAAAAUAAACUCCAUAAUAGGUAGCACCAAAGGAAUAUUUUGAAGAUCAAGAACAAAUGUAUAAUACAAACUUGUAAUUGAAAUAAUAAUGUAAUGAGUUUAAAUUUGAAAAUUCAAAACUUAAAGCUUAAGUAGCUCAAUUAAAAGUAUCGAUUAUAUUUAUAGAAUAGAAAUAAAUUAUUAAGAUAGAGAAAGUAGAUAAAUAUUAGAUAAAUUGUGAUCCUCUUGGAGUAAUUUAAGGAGGUGAGGGAAGUAUAGUACCUAUUUUAAAAGCUAAAGUAAAGGAAUAGCGUAAUUAAAUUGAAGAAUUAUAAACUGAUUUGCAUUAAUAGUAUAAGUCUGUUAAAUUGACAAAAUUAUCAGAAUUAUAAAGAGAAAUUGAGAAUUAAUAAAAUGAAAUUAUGAAACUCAAAUAAGUUAUUUAAUCUGCUCUCAAUAUUACUGAUUAAGAGUAAGUUAUUAUAUAAUUUAUAAAAGUUUGGUGAAUGAUCCAAAUAUAUUUGAAAAGCUAUCAAAAUUUACAAUUACAGUUCAUUAAUAAGAGAAUUCAAUUUAAUAAUUAAUAAAGUAGAAUGAUAAAUUAAAAGUGGAAUAUUAGGAAAUGUCUAAUGAUAACGCUAAAUUACUUGAAGAAAUGAAGCAAUUAAAUUUUGAGAAAAUUAAUUAUAAAAAGUAAUUGGAUGAAUAAACAAUCACAGAGAAUGAAAUGUAUUAAUAAAAGAAAAGAGAAUUUUUGGAAAUGAAAUUAGCGUACUUAUAUUUUAAUUUAUAAUAAAAGUGCUACAUUGAAGUAAUUGGAUACAUUAAAGGGUGAAUUAUCAUUAUAUGAGAAUAAGUCCAAAUUAUUAUAGAAAUAAAUCAAAGAUUAAGAAAAAGAGUUCAAAUAGACAAUAAUGGAAUUAUAGAAAUCAAAAUAAAAUUUAGAAGAUUAAUGCAAUAAAAAAGAUAUAAUAAUGUAAUUUAAAUUCUAUUUUAGAUAAGACUUAAAUGAAAGAAUUAAUAUUUUAGAUUUAUUAAAAUAAAAAAACUCUCCUAAGCCUUCUGAAUCUCCCCUCACUAUGUAACUUAAAAAGUCUUUCUUUCCUCCCACAACUUAUAGAGAUUAAAUGACAUAAUUUCCAGAAAAUUAAACAUAAGAUAUUAAUUAAGAUAUUAAUUGUAAACCUAUUAAUAAGAAUAAAUUGGAAAUUAUAUUUUAAUAAUUAAAAUUCAAAAUUAUUUCUUAGAAAUUAACAAAAGAAAGGAUUCAUUUUACAUUUCAUAACAAAGAAUUCAUAUAAUUAGGAGAUGCUAUUUAAGUAUUUAUGAAUUCACCAUAUAAUUUUUAAAAAUCUGAUUCAAUAAUACUUAGUAGAUAUUUUAUAGGAGAAGAUCAAGGAUUCUCUAAUUCAAUUUAAUGGUAGGAUACAUAAGAAGUUAGAGAAAUAAUUGAUUAAUUUUAUAAUCAUCCUAAAAUUAAAUCUGAAUAUGUAUAUAUAUAUAUAUCUAUUAAAAUAAUAGUUAACAUUUUAGACUAUAUUGAAAUGGAAUUAUUAUUCAAAAGCAACUAAUUAAAAAUUGAUUUAAUGUAAUAUACCAAAUAAAAAAUAUAAUAAAGAUGAUUUUAUUUUAUUAUUGAAAAAUAACUUUCAUUUCACUUAUGAAUAAAUAGAUUAUAUGUUGAUGAUGAAUUAUUUAUAUUCAAAUGAAGUAGAAAAUAUAGAUAUAAAUGCUCUAAAAUAAUUUAUAUAAUAAGAGUGUGAUCUAUAAGCUACACUUCAUAAUUUAACUUAUGUUUGUUAAGAGCCUAUUAGAUAUAUUCCAAAAAAAAUAACAAAAGUUACAUAUUCAGAUGAUGAUGAUUUUAAUUAUCCUGUGGUUGAAAGUAAGAAUUUGAAAUCUAUCUAAAAAUAAAAAGAAGAUUAAAAAAUUGAAAGUAAAUUACCAGAAUUAUCAAAUAAUAUUCAAAAUAUCAUUACAAGUGAACAAUACUUAACAUUUUCAUGUAUUAUAUUUAAUAUACUAAUAUUAGAAUUUAAAAGUAGUGACUAAUAACUAAAAAGUUCUGAAUCUAGAAAGCCUAGUCAUCAUAAUAAUAACAAUAGUGAUAUUUUCUAAUAUAGUUAAUCAAUACUCCCUCUACCUACUUUGAAAAGACCUUCAGAUUUUUAAUAGAAUACAUAAGAUAACUCAAUUUAAUUUAAUAUUACAAAUCAAUUUUAGUCUCCUCAAACUAAUAAGAAAAAGAUGAAUCAAAUUAGUGAAUUUUAUCCUGGAAAAGAGAUUGUUGAUUAAAGAAAUAUUCAAUAUAAUAUUGAUAAUGAUACAUAAAUUACAGAUAUCAAUAAAAAGGAAGAUGAUUAUUAUGAAGAAAUUUUAGAGGAAUAUAUAGAAGAUUUGUGA